GGGAGGGCCCAAGGCGGCCGCUCCCCUGGGGCCCCAGCAAACCUCCUUUCCCUGGUGCCUCCUCCCCGCAAUCAUCUGUACCCCUCUUCCUUGCCCACCUCCAUAAGCGCCAUCAUUGGCCACUAGCAAGGGGAGCCGGAGAAGGGGGCUGGCCCGAGGAAUACGACCCCUGAUAUGUCGAAGAAGGUGGUAAAAGGAAAAGCUCGGAAGCCGCCGACAUGCUGUCAGAGGUGCCUAGCACGGUUCUCGCCCUGCUGCUGGAAGGGAGGACGGGAGUACUCCCCACCAGGAGCCACUGCCGAGAAUGGAGGGGGGAAGAAGAAGCAGAAGGAGAAAGAACUUGAUGAACUGAAAAAAGAAGUGAACCUGGAUGACCACAGGCUGUCUCUGGAUGAACUCAGCAGGAAGUAUCAAGUGGAUCUGUCCAGGGGUCUGACCAAUGUCCGGGCGGCAGAGAUCCUCGCCCAAGAUGGCCCCAAUGCCCUGACGCCUCCCCCGACCACCCCGGAAUGGGUCAAGUUCUGUCGGCAGCUCUUUGGGGGCUUCUCCAUCCUGCUGUGGACUGGGGCCGUCCUCUGCUUCCUGGCCUAUGGCAUCCAGGCGGCAAUGGAGGAGGAUGUCGCCAACGACAAUCUCUACCUGGGUGUGGUGCUGGCAGCAGUCGUGAUAGUGACUGGAUGUUUCUCCUACUACCAGGAGGCCAAAAGCUCCAAAAUUAUGGAAUCCUUCAAAAAUAUGGUGCCUCAGCAAGCCCUGGUGAUCCGGGAAGGAGAGAAGAUCCAAAUCAACGCUGAGAACGUGGUGGUGGGAGACCUGGUGGAAGUGAAAGGAGGAGACCGGGUUCCCGCAGACUUGAGGAUUAUCUCUUCCCAUGGCUGUAAGGUGGACAACUCCUCCCUGACUGGCGAAUCGGAGCCCCAGACCCGUUCCCCAGAGUUCACACACGAUAACCCGCUAGAGACGCGCAACAUCUGCUUCUUCUCCACCAAUUGUGUAGAAGGCACCGCCCGUGGCAUUGUCAUCUCGACGGGGGACCGCACUGUGAUGGGCCGCAUCGCUUCCCUGGCUUCCGGCCUGGAAGUGGGCCGCACCCCCAUUGCCAUGGAGAUUGAGCAUUUCAUCCGUAUCAUCACUGGGGUGGCUGUCUUCCUGGGCAUGUCUUUCUUCAUCCUCUCCCUCAUCCUUGGAUAUUCCUGGCUGGAAGCUGUCGUCUUCCUCAUUGGCAUCAUUGUAGCCAACGUCCCCGAAGGGCUCCUGGCCACUGUGACGGUGUGCCUGACCCUGACCGCCAAGCGCAUGGCUCGUAAGAAUUGCCUGGUGAAGAACUUAGAGGCUGUGGAAACACUGGGCUCCACCUCCACCAUCUGCUCAGACAAGACGGGUACCCUGACCCAGAACCGCAUGACUGUUGCCCACAUGUGGUUUGACAACCAGAUCCACGAAGCAGACACCACCGAGGACCAAUCGGGGGCCACCUUCGACAAGCGCUCCCCCACCUGGACAGCCCUGGCCCGCAUUGCAGGCCUGUGCAACAGGGCCGUCUUCAAAGCGGGGCAGGAGAACAUCCCCAUCUCAAAGAGGGACACCGCCGGCGACGCAUCUGAGUCCGCCCUCUUGAAGUGCAUCCAGUUGUCCUGUGGGUCUGUCAAGAAGAUGCGGGAAAAGAACCCCAAAGUGACAGAGAUCCCCUUCAACUCCACCAACAAGUACCAGCUGUCCAUCCAUGAAGUCGAAGAAAAACCUAAUGGCUAUAUGCUAGUGAUGAAAGGAGCCCCCGAGAGGAUCCUGGACUGCUGCUCCAGCAUCCUGUUGCAAGGACAAGAAGUUCCCCUUGACGAGGAGAUGCGGGAUGCCUUCCAGAAUGCUUACCUUGAACUGGGGGGGCUCGGCGAAAGAGUGCUGGGCUUCUGUCACGUCUACCUCCCGGAAGACCAGUUCCCCCGAGGAUUUAAGUUCGACGCGGACGAAGUCAACUUCCCCAUCACCAACCUCUGCUUCGUGGGGCUCAUGUCCAUGAUCGACCCGCCUCGAGCCGCCGUGCCAGAUGCCGUGGGGAAAUGUCGAAGUGCUGGGAUUAAGGUGAUCAUGGUGACCGGAGACCACCCAAUCACUGCCAAGGCCAUCGCCAAGGGGGUGGGCAUCAUCUCUGAGGGAAACGAGACUGUAGAGGACAUUGCGGAGCGGCUCAACAUUCCCGUCAACCAGGUCAAUCCCAGGGAAGCCAAGGCUUGUGUGAUCCAUGGCUCGGACCUGAAGGACAUGACCUCUGAGCAACUGGAUGAGAUCCUCAAGAACCACACCGAGAUUGUCUUCGCCCGCACUUCCCCGCAGCAGAAGCUCAUCAUUGUGGAAGGUUGUCAGAGGCAGGGGGCCAUUGUGGCAGUGACGGGAGACGGGGUGAACGAUUCGCCUGCCCUGAAGAAGGCCGACAUUGGCAUUGCCAUGGGCAUCGCCGGGUCCGAUGUCUCCAAGCAGGCGGCAGACAUGAUCCUCCUGGAUGACAACUUCGCCUCCAUUGUCACCGGCGUGGAGGAAGGCCGCCUGAUCUUCGACAACCUGAAGAAAUCCAUCGCCUACACCCUAACCAGCAACAUUCCAGAGAUCACUCCUUUCCUCUUGUUCAUCAUCGCCAACAUCCCUCUGCCCCUGGGUACCGUCACCAUCUUGUGCAUUGACCUGGGCACAGACAUGGUCCCCGCAAUCUCCCUGGCCUACGAGGCUGCGGAGAGUGACAUCAUGAAGAGGCAGCCGCGCAACUCCAAGACGGACAAGCUGGUGAAUGAACGCCUCAUCAGCAUGGCCUACGGGCAGAUCGGCAUGAUCCAGGCUCUGGGUGGCUUCUUCACCUAUUUUGUGAUCCUGGCUGAAAACGGCUUCCUUCCUACCACCUUGCUGGGAAUCCGAUUGGACUGGGACGACCGCUCCAUGAAUGACUUGGAGGACAGCUAUGGCCAGGAGUGGACGUACGAGCAGCGGAAGGUGGUUGAGUUCACCUGCCACACAGCCUUCUUUGCCAGCAUCGUGGUGGUGCAGUGGGCUGACCUCAUCAUCUGCAAGACCAGGAGGAACUCCGUCUUCCAGCAGGGCAUGAAGAACAAAAUCCUGAUCUUUGGCCUUCUCGAGGAGACCGCUUUGGCCGCCUUCCUGUCGUACUGCCCUGGAAUGGGGGUAGCUUUGCGCAUGUACCCGCUCAAGGUCACUUGGUGGUUCUGUGCCUUCCCAUACAGCUUGCUGAUCUUCAUCUAUGAUGAGGUCCGGAAACUCCUCCUCCGUCGGUAUCCAGGCGGCUGGGUGGAGAAGGAGACCUACUACUGAGCCGCCGGCGGCAGUGCGGUCAGCGCCUCCUUGUUGCUCUGUGGGCCAACCUCCUGGGCAUCCCUUAGAACCUGUAGUCGACUUUGCGUGGGGCGGGGCAGGGCGGGGCGGGGCGGGAGAGUCUUGUCUGUGGGGCCAGACACUCAUGCACACUCUACUCACAUAGCUCUCACCUUUAACCAUUCACCAUUAGGCACUAACCCCACUGGGGCGGGGAGGGGGGCGGGGAGCACAUGGACGGGGUUGCUGAGCCGGGGGGGGGGGAGAAAGCGGCGAGACUGACCGCCAAGUGGGAACACGCUCAGGCCCACACCAGGGAAGCCAGAAGGCCAGGGUGAGGGGAUGGGGAGAGCGAUCAGGCAAGCUGGCAUUGUUUGUGGGAGAGAGAGAGAGAGAAAGAGGAGGUCUCAUCUGGGGGGAGUUCCUGACGUGGGACAAAAGAGCCACCAGGAGAGGGGGGCAGAAAGGGGGCUGAGCCCAUUUCCUCCGCCUCGCGCACACUCCAGAAGCAGGGGUGAAAUCUUGGCCCUUCCCCUUGGCCUGUGUCCCUUCCGCUCACCUCGGCGUUCUCUCCACGGACAGGAGACGCAAGCAUAUGGCACCUUGGAUGUGUUGGGAAAGAUGCAAUAAAAGUAAUUUAACCAGUU
Molecule: messenger RNA, 3962 nt
Organism: Hemicordylus capensis (graceful crag lizard)
Lineage: Eukaryota; Metazoa; Chordata; Lepidosauria; Squamata; Cordylidae
Product: sodium/potassium-transporting ATPase subunit alpha-2
Exons: 23
Coding region: 175-3315 (1046 amino acids)
Biological process (GO): intracellular sodium ion homeostasis; potassium ion import across plasma membrane; proton transmembrane transport
Cellular component (GO): membrane
Molecular function (GO): ATP binding; P-type sodium:potassium-exchanging transporter activity; ATP hydrolysis activity
Source: RefSeq, a predicted model, not a curated record